Salvelinus namaycush (lake trout) is the source of this 8848-nucleotide messenger RNA. Its product is annotated as collagen alpha-1(XXVII) chain B-like. Gene Ontology annotation, molecular function: extracellular matrix structural constituent. The transcript is spliced from 59 exons. The record is from RefSeq and is a predicted model, not a curated record. Bases 1 to 7074 code for a protein of 2357 amino acids. NCBI's taxonomy places the organism in Eukaryota, Metazoa, Chordata, Actinopteri, Salmoniformes, Salmonidae.
AUGGUGCAAACACUGUCCCUGGUGGUACCCAUAUGCCCUACUACAACAUGGUACCAGCACUGUCCCUGGUGGUACCCAGAUGCCCUACUACAACAUGGUACCAGCACUGUCCCUGGUGGUACCCAGAUGGCUUACUACAACAUGGUACCAGCACUGUCCCUGGUGGUACCCAGAUGCCCUACUACAACAUGGUACCAGCACUGUCCCUGGUGGUACCCAGAUGGCUUACUACAACAUGGUACCAGCACUGUCACUGGUGGUACCCAGAUGCCCUACUACAACAUGGUACCAGCACUGUCCCUGGUGGUACCCAGAUGGCUUACUACAACAUGGUACCAACACUGUCCCUGGUGGUACCCAGAUGCCCUACUACAACAUGGUACCAGCACUGUCCCUGGUGGUACCCAGAUGCCCUACUACAACAUGGUACCAGCACUGUCCCUGGUGGUACCCAGAUGCCCUACUACAACAUGGUACCAGCACUGUCCCUGGUGGUACCCAGAUGCCCUACUACAACAUGGUACCAGCACUGUCCCUGGUGGUACCCAGAUGGCUUACUACAACAUGGUACCAGCACUGUCCCUGGUGGUACCCAGAUGGCUUACUACAACAUGGUACCAACACUGUCCCUGGUGGUACCCAGAUGGCUUACUACAACAUGGUAACAGCACUGUCCCUGGUGGUACCCAGAUGCCCUACUACAACAUGGUACCAGCACUGUCCCUAGUGGUACCCAGAUGGCUUACUACAACAUGGUACCAGCACUGUCACUGGUGGUACCCAGAUGCCCUACUACAACAUGGUACCAGCACUGUCCCUGGUGGUACCCAGAUGGCUUACUACAACAUGGUACCAGCACUGUCCCUGGUGGUACCCAUAUGCCCUACUACAACAUGGUACCAGCACUGUCCCUGGUGGUACCCAGAUGGCUUACUACAACAUGGUACCAGCACUGUCCCUGGUGGUACCCAGAUGCCCUACUACAACAUGGUACCAGCACUGUCCCUGGUGGUACCCAGAUGGCUUACUACAACAUGGUACCAGCACUGUCCCUGGUGGUACCCAGAUGCCCUACUACAACAUGGUACCAGCACUGUCCCUGGUGGUACCCAUAUGCCCUACUACAACAUGGUACCAGCACUGUCCCUGGUGGUACCCAGAUGCCCUACUACAACAUGGUACCAGCACUGUCCCUGGUGGUACCCAGAUGGCUUACUACAACAUGGUACCAGCACUGUCCCUGGUGGUACCCAGAUGGCUUACUACAACAUGGUACCAGCACUGUCCCUGGUGGUACCCAGAUGGCUUACUACAACAUGGUACCAGCACUGUCCCUGGUGGUACCCAGAUGGCUUACUACAACAUGGUACCAGCACUGUCCCUGGUGGUACCCAGAUGGCUUACUACAACAUGGUACCAGCACUGUCCCUGGUGGUACCCAGAUGGCUUACUACAACAUGGUACCAGCACUGUCCCUGGUGGUACCCAGAUGGCUUACUACAACAUGGUAACAGCACUGUCCCUGGUGGUACCCAGAUGCCCUACUACAACAUGGUACCAGCACUGUCCCUGGUGGUACCCAGAUGGCUUACUACAACAUGGUACCAGCACUGUCCCUGGUGGUACCCAGAUGGCUUACUACAACAUGGUACCAGCACUGUCCCUGGUGGUACCCAGAUGGCUUACUACAACAUGGUACCAGCACUGUCCCUGGUGGUACCCAGAUGCCCUACUACAACAUGGUACCAGCACUGUCCCUGGUGGUACCCAGAUGCCCUACUACAACAUGGUACCAGCACUGUCCCUGGUGGUACCCAGAUGGCUUACUACAACAUGGUACCAACACUGUCCCUGGUGGUACCCAGAUGCCCUACUACAACAUGGUACCAACACUGUACCUGGUGGCACCCAGAUGCCCUACUACAGUACCAUACUUCAGCUACAUUACUCCACAUAGACAUAGAGUUUGACAUAGAGAAGAAGGAUGAUAAUUUGUAUGUGGACGUUCUACAGCAGCUGGGGCUUACAGGGACGAGGACCGGAGGAGGUGCAUCGUCCACAGGGGCCCGCUUCGCACCCCAGGGGGUCAUCCCCUUUAAGUCUGGGGUCAUCCUCACCCAACGGGCCCGGGUCCAGGCCCCACUGUCGUCCGUCCUACCCCCUGCCUCCUACCCCACCACCAACCUGUCUCUGAUCCUCAGCAUGUGCUCCCACCGCGUCAACAGCGCCUUCCUCUUCACUGUCCUGUCCAAGAGGAGGAGACUGCAGCUGGGGGUCCAGUUCAUCCUGGGGAAGGUGCUGGUCUACGUGGGCCAGAGGGACUUGGUCAGUUUCGAUUAUGACGUUCACAACGGCCAGUGGCAUAACCUGGCCCUGGACAUCCGAGGCCAGAGGGUCUCGUUAUAUACUUCUUGUGGGAAGACUAGUGUACAUGCAGAUCUGCAUUCUAAAAAAGAGGAGGCCCUGGAUCCCGAGGGCUCUUUCCUCUUGGGUAAGAUGGCCCAGAACUCGGUGCAGUUUGAGGGUGCCGUUUGCCAGUUUGAUAUUUACCCCUCUGCCAAGGCAGCUCAUAACUAUUGUAAGUACAUUAAGAAACAGUGCAGGGAGGCCGACAACUACAGGCCCGUAAAUCUCCCAUCCCUGCUACCUCUGAUCCCCUCAGACCCAAACCUUACUGUCGCCCUCCUCACCCCUCUAAUGCCGACUGAAAUACCCAGGAAGGCCCCCAGCCCUAAUCUGGCCUUGACUGAGGACAGAACCAGGACUAAGCUUAUUGUCCCAACUAACCGCCCCACAGUGGCGCCAACCCUCUCUGUGCGUAAGAGUUUUGUGACACCAAAGCCUGGAACUAUGUCCCUGUCUCGUCCUGUGACUGUCGCCCUGACAACGGCCAGGCCGGGAUUAAAGCGCCCCGUAGUGGCCACGACCCAAACUGUUACUGUACCCCUCAGGACCAGCGAAACACAAACAUCCCCAAUGCCAACGUCCCGUGGCGACAGUUUAGCUAAAAAGAGCACAGCAAUGGAACCAGGUGAUAAAACCCAGAAACCCACGGGGAGCAGUUUGGCUGCUGCACCACUUCUUUCCACCACAACAACGCCACCAAAGAAGAAGCCAGACCACCAAACCACGGCAGCAUCCAAACAAGGCUCUUCUUCUUCUGCUUCUUCUUCAAACACCUCUGUCCUCUUCGUACAGAGGAAGCAGCUGACCGCUCUGGCUGCACAGAAUCCUGAGCCCAGAGUGACCAAUGUGGAGGCUGUCAAACACACCUCAUUUAUCCCUGUCACUCCGCCUGCCACAGAUGGCUUCCAAACCUGGGACUUGGAACCGACCCAGUUCUCAUUGCUGGCUGGGCCGGGACCACCUGGACUAAAGGGAGAACCAGGACCCGCGGGACUUCAAGGACCUCCUGGGAAGACAGGGACGCCGGGGAAGAGGGGGCCUCGGGGUCCUCCUGGUCCACAUGGAAACCCAGGUCGCCCCGGACCCCCUGGACUCAAGGGACGGAAAGGAGACCCUGGCCUUUCACCGGGCAGAGCUCCAAAAGGAGAGAGAGGAGACCGUGGUGCUUCAGGACCUCUUGGACUGACUGGUCAAGUUGGUAGAAAGGGACAGAAAGGCCAUCCAGGUCCUGCUGGUCAACCAGGAGAUUCUGGCGAGCAAGGGGCAGACGGAAGCCCAGGGGCCAAAGGUUAUCCUGGCAGGCAGGGUUUACCUGGGCCUGUUGGCAUUAUGGGGCCUAAAGGAGUCCGGGGUUUCAUAGGAAUCCCUGGGGUUUUUGGCCUUCCUGGACCUGAUGGUGAGAGAGGAAUUCCUGGUGUUCAUGGGAAGAAGGGCAAGAUGGGUAGGCCGGGGUUUGCUGGGGACUUUGGCGAGCGGGGACCACCAGGACCAGACGGAAACCCAGGCGAGCUGGGAGCCCCUGGUCCUAAUGGAGUUCUUGGCCUCAUUGGAGACAUGGGUCCUCUAGGGAUGAUGGGUUUGCCAGGACCAUGUGGACUCAAGGGGGUACCCGGAAACCCAGGAGAACCAGGACUGAAAGGUGAUAAGGAUGACGUUGGUCUUCCAGGGGAGCAAGGAGAGAAUGGAUUCCAAGGUGACAAGGGUAUCCAGGGUUCACCAGGAUUGCCAGGCAUUCGAGGGAAACCAGGGCCACAUGGGGUGACAGGUGAGCCGGGUCCUGAUGGUAUACCUGGCCCUCCAGGCCAAGAGGGUUUCCCAGGAGACAUCGGCCCACCAGGUCACAACGGCCCAGAGGGCCCAAAGGGGAAGCCAGGAAACAGAGGUUUACCAGGGCCCAGAGGAACAGCUGGACUAGAGGGCGAUGAGGGGCCACUUGGACCACCUGGACCUACAGGACCGGAGGGCAGACCUGGAAGGCAGGGAUUCCCGGGGAAAACAGGUCCCGAAGGACUAAAGGGCGAGCCCGGAAUAACUGGAGAGGUCGGAAAGCUUGGCGAGAGGGGGCUGGUGGGUUUCAUCGGCCCUGUUGGGGAGCCUGGCCUCGCAGGAGAAAAGGGGGACCGUGGGGAGAUGGGAUUGCCUGGACCGCCAGGGGAAAAGGGGGCGAUGGGUCAUCCUGGAACUCCUGGAGAGUGUGGUUCAUCAGGACCUCUAGGGAUACCAGGUCCAGCCGGUUCGAGGGGUCUCGGUGGGAUCAGAGGACCUAAAGGCAGGAGGGGUCCGAGGGGUCCUGACGGUCCAGCUGGGGAGAAGGGGUCAGUUGGAGGAAAGGGUCCCGAUGGUCCACCAGGAAAACUAGGCUUCCCAGGGGAGAUGGGAAAGAUUGGGGAGCCUGGGGAAGCUGGGCCUAAAGGAUUUCCAGGUCGCAAAGGACCCUCAGGAGCUCCAGGUGCCAAAGGAAUAGAAGGAGAGCCGGGACUUACUGGGCCACCAGGAACUAUGGGUCCACUGGGAGAGAUGGGAGUCAAGGGUCUAACUGGAAAGGUGGGGGAGUGGGGACUACCAGGCGAACCAGGAGAGAAGGGUGCCCUCGGACCAGCAGGAAACUUCGGAGAGCAGGGCCUCAUCGGACAGAGGGGUGAGAUGGGGAUCGAUGGGGAUGCCGGACAGAGUGGUCCUGAUGGACUCAAGGGCGAGAAGGGUGACAUGGGACCGGAGGGGGGUAAAGGAGAGAGGGGUGACACCGGACUGAAAGGAAAGGAAGGGUCUCCCGGACCUCCUGGCUUAGUGGGAGUGUGGGGUCAGGAGGGCAAACCUGGCAAGUUUGGUGAAAGAGGAAAACCAGGAGAGAAGGGCAGCAAGGGUCACAUGGGUCACCUGGGAGAGACUGGGGCAAUUGGUGAACAAGGAGAAGCAGGAUUUGUUGGGCCGAAGGGAUCGAGAGGAACCAUUGGACCAGUGGGUGCACCAGGGAGAAUGGGCCAGCAAGGUGAAACAGGCAUCACAGGAUACGAGGGCCACACAGGACGGCAAGGCUCACUGGGACCUCCUGGACCAAAAGGUGAAAAGGGUGAACAGGGGGAGGACAGUAAGGUGGAAGGCCCUCCCGGUCCACAAGGUGACAGAGGUUCUACCGGAGACAGGGGAGACAGAGGAGAAUCAGGGGACCCAGGAUACCUAGGCCAGCCAGGGGUGGACGGAUCGAGAGGCAAAGCCGGAGCAACUGGACUACCUGGUCAUCCUGGACCAAGGGGAAUACAGGGUCUGAAAGGAUCGAAAGGUGAUCAAGGUCAGAAAGGCAAACGGGGCAAACAAGGCGAGUCUGGGACCAAAGGACCACCGGGUCCCGAGGGUCCUCCUGGCCCAAAGGGAGUGGUGGGAAGAGAGGGCCUUGAGGGCCAACCUGGAAUGGACGGGCCUCCUGGGAAAGAUGGUGACAAUGGAAUGAAGGGGGAGCAAGGAGACGACGGAGAGUUUGGUAUCAUUGGCAAAGCUGGUAACAGUGGUAAAAUGGGCGUGCCAGGGCUUCCAGGCGAUCAGGGCUCCUUCGGACCCAAGGGUGAGAGGGGUCUCCCCGGCCAAACUGGAUAUUCAGGGAAAAGAGGCCACAUUGGUGGAAUGGGAAUUCCAGGAAAACAGGGUGACCAGGGGAACAAAGGACAGCUCGGUGACACAGGUGAAUCAGGGUACCCAGGGGUUCUCGGGAUGUUCGGACCAAAGGGACCUCUAGGAGAUCUGGGCCCAGCCGGCAUACAGGGACCAAAAGGGCCACAUGGCUUGAUGGGUAAUGUUGGUGCCACAGGCCCAGUCGGUAUCAUCGGCCCCAGUGGUAAUACAGGUCCCCAAGGUGACAAAGGAAGUCGAGGGGAUGCGGGGGUACAAGGACCAAGGGGCCCUCCUGGUCCUCGUGGACCACCCGGACCCCCAGGUCUCCCUGGUUCUAUGCCAUUUAGAAGGGAGGCUAUUGGUGCUGCUUUUCAGCUCAUUAUUGAUUCCCAUGCUGCGCUGAGGUCAGAGAGUUACCACGACAUGGACCUGCCCAUGUUGGACCACCAGGGUACAGAGAUAUUCAAGACCCUCCACUACCUCAGCACCUUGAUCCAGAGCCUGAAGAACCCACUAGGAACCCACGACAACCCCGCGCGCAUCUGCAGAGACCUCAAGGACUGUGAACAGAGGAUGAAUGAUGGAACUUACUGGAUCGACCCAAACCUCGGCUGCUCUGCUGACUCCAUCGAGGUGACGUGUAACUUCACCAGCGGUGGCCAGACCUGUCUGAAACCCAUCACAGUAUCCAAGCUGGAGAUGGGGGUGGGUCGUAUCCAGAUGAACUUCCUCCAUCUACUGAGCUCUGAGGCAGUGCAGCACAUCACCAUCCACUGCCUGAAUGUCCCCGUGUGGGCCAACAGCUCCUCCCUGGAGCCCUCCCCCACCGCGGUGCGCUUCAAGGCCUGGAGCGGAGGAGACAUGAUCCAGGCUGGAGGACUCCUGGAGCCCCACGUAGUGAAGGACGAAUGCUGGAUCAAAGAUGGCCGCUGGCACCAGACCCAUUUCGUCUUCCAGACCCAGGACCCCAACUUACUCCCCAUCCUGGACGUGUAUAACCUACCGGUCACAGAGCCUGGCUCGCACUACCACCUAGAGGUUGGCCCCGUGUGCUUCUUAUAGAGGCCUGUUCUUAUAGAGGCCCAGGAUACAGUACAUACACAGCCUCCUCAUAGGAGUGACUUGUGGGGGGAUGGGGAAGGUUAGGGGGUCUUCCUGUCCCCAUAUACUGGGGCCCUUCAGGAGAGGCAGGCCAGGCCAGGCCAGGCCCCUAACCCUCCAGCAUAUGCUCGGACUGCAGAAACAGGCAGGGGGCACCAUUGAGGGACGGACCAGGAGAAACUGCAGAGAUACUGAGACGUCUCGCACUAGUUCCUACCGCCUGCCUGAAGAGAAGAUAAGCUUUGGCUUUUUUCAGGGACUUGUUUUACUGUCGCACGGCACGAGCCCUGGAUGCCCGAGUGAGAUAAAAAAUAAUGAGUCUCUAACAUCACUCUUGGACAACAUUUUAACGUAUUACUUUCUAUGGUCAUGAACUCUCAACAUGUUAUGAAAUGUGUAAAGUAAUAGGGAACGAUUAUAAAUGCAUUUGCAUAUUAUGAAUGCAUUACUUAUCCUUCUAAAUGUCACACAUACACAUGUAUUAUUUAUACAUGUUAUAUGUAUAUCUUAAUAUAAAAGUGCAAUAAACAUAUCUCGUUCUGCAGUUUUUCAAAGCAAUUAAGGUUUACAGUGAGACCCAACAAUUGGAUAUAAUAUUAUCAUAACAUUCAGGCUUAGGCUUAGUUUCCAGCAUACAUCCACAGGUGUGUGCUGUCCAGCUAUUUUCUCCUGCCUGAUCUGCAGAUGACGUAUGAAUCUACUUGUAAUGGUGAUUAGGUGCUGAAGAAAUGCCCACUGGUCUACGAAUAACUAUUGCAUUCCUGAUGUGUGUUUCCCUAGUCAAAUGAAUUGAAGCUUGCAGUUAGAGAGUGAAUCCAGAGAGUGUCAGAAGAGUCGGUCUACCUCCCAUCUCUCAAUGAGCUGAACCAGAGAUGAUGACACCUGGUACCUGGUGCUAUAAUAAUUCCUGUGGUGGGUUAUGAGGCGGUCUUGUUUAAUCCUGACAGAACAUAGAUACCUUUUCUACAGCAAAGGGAAUAUUUUUUUACACAGUAUGAAUGCAAAGAAGGAAAAAUGUUUAAAUUCACUCCAAGCUAGCAAAAACAAGCUAGCAAAAACAAGCUAGCAAAACAGCAUUUCUUUCUCUGCAUCGCUAUUGUACUCCCCUUUGUAUGAGUCUGAAGCUAUUAUUGAAAGAUUUAGGUCUUAUUUUUGACUUGUUGAAAUGUAUAAAUGUGUAUAAUUAUGCAAAGCUUUGUUGUAUACAGUGGAUCCCAACAUGCUAAUUUAUGUUAUUUAAUGUCUAUGGGUUUUGCGACUUUCUGUAAACUUUAAGCCAGACACCCAUCAUUAGCAGAGCAUUUUUUAUUUUUAAUAAAUUUGGGGCUUCAUCGAUUUUGUUUUCUAGGUUUGUUUUUUUAUAAUCAUAACUGUACUGGAACCAUUUUCAAUGCUUUUAUGUCUUACUGUUUUACUAUAUUGUUGACCAUGUUUGUGAAAUCUCUGUACAGGCGGUCAGCUCAACCAACCAACCUAGAAAGUCAGAAUACCUCUCAUAUCACACAUCUUAAACAGCCCUCCAUCAUGUUCUUACAUUAGUAAAGCCAUAACACAUCCAAAGAGUCAUCUGACAUCUUUGUUAAGGGCCAGGAACAGAUAUUAGUGGUCAUCGUGUACUUCAUCCAUUCAUCUCUGCAGGUCCUCUGUCUGUCAGCAUCAUAAUAAUACAGCUGGUAGUUUUCAACACUUUCAUUUUCUUCAACAUUCAGGUGUUCAAUAAAUAUUUGAAACCCAA